Messenger RNA from Astrephomene gubernaculifera, 878 nucleotides. NCBI's taxonomy places the organism in Eukaryota, Viridiplantae, Chlorophyta, Chlorophyceae, Chlamydomonadales, Astrephomenaceae. The record is from the annotation of a GenBank genome assembly.
GGUUGAGGUGGCCCGGCUCCAGUCCCUGCUCCAGGAAGUCAGCUUGCGAAGGAUGGAGGGGGAGCCGACACAGCAAGAGGCUGGGACAGGGCGACGUGGGGCAUUGAGAGCAAGGCGGCGGUUGACGGACUCAGUGCUGCAGGAUCCGGGUGCGGACCAGCAUGUGUCAGCUGCAACCGAGCGUGUGGUAGCAGGGGCGGAGGUGGAGGCGACGAAGCGAACAACGGGUGCCGAGUCGGACGCCGAGCGCAUGAUAGAGCAAACGCUCCGGGACCACUUCUCACGAAGCCAGCUGCUGUCCCUCCGCCGAGCUGUCCGCGAGGUGUUGGGCCGGGCGCCCGAGCUGCAGCCGCUGGAAGAGGCGGUCGCGGAGCAGCUGGACGUCAUGCCCAAGACGCGGGUCCGAGAGCUGCACAGAGCCGUGCGGAAGGCCGUGCUGGAACGAGACGUGGAGACCUGCUGCAGGCAGUCGCUCGAGUGCCUCACGCCGCAAAAGACGCUGCCAAGGACCCCCGCCCGCACCCCCACCCGUAACCCCAUGCGCUCUCCACGCAAGAGGCGCGUUAUACGUCAGGGCGGCGGCACAGACGAACUCAUGACGUUUGGAGAAGACGAGGAGGAGGCGGAUAACGGUGAAGACGGAGAGGAGGAGGAGGGCUAUGGCAACAGCGGCAGCGACCCCGUCAAGGACGCCAUGCAAGCCUGGUGGCGCCAGCACUACUACCCACACCACCUGGCGCCUCUGCUGCAGCAGCAGCAGGCGGCGCAAGCGCCCUCCGGCAUUGCGAGGGCAGUUAUCUUGCAGCGCGUGCAGGAGAGCGCGGGUCCGGAGCUGGCGGCGGUGCUGGGUCGCAGCGUGUGGCUGGGGCUGGGGGGAG